Messenger RNA from Patiria miniata (bat star), 887 nucleotides. RefSeq names its product alpha-N-acetylgalactosamine-specific lectin-like. The record is from RefSeq and is a predicted model, not a curated record. The transcript has a single exon. NCBI's taxonomy places the organism in Eukaryota, Metazoa, Echinodermata, Asteroidea, Valvatida, Asterinidae. Gene Ontology annotation, molecular function: signaling receptor activity. The coding region runs from base 319 to 810 and encodes 163 amino acids.
UACGUAAAUCUCACUGAUAGCUGAGCUAGGCAAGGUCACUGGGCCGAUGACCACCAGUGAUUGUAUGCUCUCUCAUUGGUUGUAUCUGUCAGUGCACAAACCAUCGGCGCUGUUGUCUUGUUGGCUCAUUCUGGUUUGUACACGAACCAUCGGUACCGAUGGUUCGUGUACAUUCAAUUAAAUGUCACUUCUAUCGAGAGUGUCCGAGUAAUGUGUAUCAUAGGCGUGAAUUAUAAGCGGUGUCUCACUCUGCAACUGCAAUUUGGCUUCAAGUUGUGACAUUCAGUCCAGCGUGUAGGGAAACGACUUGUAAACAUCAUGGCUUUCAUGCGAGUCGUGUGCUUCGUCCUGUUGGUGGGUUUGGCUGCUGCAGCAUGUCAACCUGACUGCGCCAAGUGUCCACCGAUGUGGACUUUCUACAAUGACAACUGCUACCGCUACUUCGGCACUGGCAAACCCUUCGCUGAAGCUGAGAGGCACUGCCAGCAGUUCACUCAAGUCGGUCAGGCUCACCUGGCGUCCAUAGCCAGCAGAGAUGAGAAUAAUCUGCUCUUCACGAUGUGGGAGUCGGUCCGUGGAACGACAGAAGGCGGCCUGUGGAUCGGCUAUAAUGACUUGGUAAAUGAAGGGUACUUCUCCUGGACGGAUUUGACAGAGAUCACCUACACCGGAUGGAGCGAUAACGAACCCGGCGGCUACGGUAGUAAUAGGGACUGUGUUGAGAUGAUGCGGGAUAACGGUGGCCAAUGGGAAGACAAAGCGUGUGGAGGCGAGAAGUCCUUCUUCUGUAAGCUGGCAGUUACAAAGUAAAUCGACAGUCGACACCACAAUGGGCGACCACGGCGAUGCGUGAGAACAUCACACCUGAAGUCUUCAGUCACAAUCUA